ACCGAUUCGGUUGAAAGCAGGGGCAUGCCUCAAAUUGAAAGCGUUGGGACCGAGUCCAUAUGUCGCUAGACUGACUGGACUCGCAAUUCAGAAACAUCUUCCGCCCCUUGACAUUCCAAGAUCAAUGUCAAUGCGGGUCUCUCAAACCAAAGAGUUUCUCUGGGUCCCAGACAAACUCUUGCAUGGGCCGCUAUAAGAGCAGCGCUAUCGACUAUCGAAGACAAUUCAAUCUCCCUCCCUCAGCUGCAAUCCGCGCUUGCAGCCACACACCAUGAUGUGAAACUUCACAUCACUUCUGCCUUUCAACUUGGUGCUGACGCAAAGAACUCGGGGUUUUCAAAUCCAAUUUCUGUCGACUGAAAUAUCACACACCACAAUCUGGGCUCUAAUUUUCUGCACACUUGUUGCCACUUUCAAAUAGGGGAGAAGAAUACAGCUGGGAUUGGAGUCGUGCAUAUCACAUUCUGAAUUCGACUUUAACACGCAUAGUUUUGUUGCCUUCCAUCGUAAGCAUGGCGGGAUCUGAAGGAAAGUUGAUCACAGUUAUGCUUCUUGCUGGUAUGAUGCAAUUUGCAUCUGCUGUAACGUACACCGUGGGCGAUGCUGUUGGCUGGACAUUUGUAGAAAGUGCAACAUUCUACGACGACUGGGCCAAAACCCACACUUUCAGAGUCGGCGAUGAGCUCGAUUUCCAGUACAGCUUUCCGGCUCAUGAUGUUUUCGAAGUAAGUGAGACAGAUGUGGCAAGCUGCACGAAUGCCACCACCAUCCAGAAGUGGGAGUUCUCCAACGCAAAGGUCACUCUCAACAGCGUUGGGUACCAUGGCUACAUCUGCUCACUUCCCAGCCACUGCAGCCCCGGAAACAUGAAGAUGAGUUUGCAAGUUGUUGCUGCAGACGAUACAGUUAGCCAGCAGCCUGCAGACGCACCUGCAGGGCCACCAACUGCCGGUGAUACACCUGGAAACAGCGGCUUUACUCUAAAAUCCGGAUCUGCUCUGAUGUUCGGAACGGUAGCAGCUGCUUUUGUAGCUCUCCUGAAUUAGACUCCAAAACCCAAACGCCAUAUUUCCCUAUCUGCUUGACACUACUUUACGUUGUCAGCAGAAAAGUAUGAACGUUUCUGAUCUCAGUCGCUUCAUUUGAACAUUUUACGACACAUUUUGUACAAGUUAGAGCAUCGGGCCUGAGAUAAAACACACACAUUUACAACUCCAUUAGAACAAACGUAGUUUUGACAUGAUCCUAUUUUGUCUCCCCUUGUACUUUAAAUCCCUCCAUUUAAUUCUUUUGUUCCCAAAACAAUGCACCCUUUUGCUACAAUUUUUGUGGAUGAUUGUUAGUAUUGU
Molecule: messenger RNA, 1349 nt
Organism: Marchantia polymorpha subsp. ruderalis
Lineage: Eukaryota; Viridiplantae; Streptophyta; Marchantiopsida; Marchantiales; Marchantiaceae
Source: the annotation of a GenBank genome assembly